This is a messenger RNA of Oryzias latipes (Japanese medaka), 2583 nucleotides long. RefSeq names its product regulator of microtubule dynamics 3 (gene rmdn3). Gene Ontology annotation, cellular component: mitotic spindle pole; spindle microtubule; mitochondrion. The record is from RefSeq and is a predicted model, not a curated record. NCBI's taxonomy places the organism in Eukaryota, Metazoa, Chordata, Actinopteri, Beloniformes, Adrianichthyidae. Gene Ontology annotation, molecular function: microtubule binding.
UAUAUAUUCACUGUCGCUACAAACUGUUUUUGCUAAACAUACUUAAAAAAUCUAAAUAUAUGCUUAUUUGUUAUAUUACUUUUUUUAAAACCAAUUUUAGUUAAAGUUUGAUCUAAUCAUUUUAUAAUUCAGCUUUGAACUUCUUAAUAAAAAUUACAGACUUUUAUUUAGAAACGUGCUUUUCAAGUACGCAUGCGCGCAGUUGCUGUUUUCGUGCUUGCCAGUUUUUUAAUUUGAAAUCUUCAACCGGAAACGCAUUCUAGCUGCAAAUGUUUUUAGCCUGGUCUUUCACUUCGCAAAUUGGUGCUUGGCGCGUCGUUUUGGCUUCAAACAAAAUGUUUUUGUUAGAUUUGUAUUUUUGUUAAAUAAAUGUUUUAUGCCUAAUUACGUAAUAGUAAAUUAACAAAUAAACCGGAAGUGCUUUUUUUUAAUCAUCAAAGCUUUAUUGGCUCAUAGCUAGGAACAUUAGCCAUCGUGCAAGCAGUCAUUUGCUUAGGAACGAUAAAUGAGGUCAGGUGUGCGCUGUCAUGUUAUCCUGACAGUCAUCUCUACCGGUUAUGUCCGCGCGCCUGACGCCGUCCGUAAGUGAGAUCGGACCAGUGUGAGUCGACCGGAGCCAUGAUGAGCAUCCCGCUGGGCAGGAACGGCUGGAUCGGGCUCGCGGCGGGAGCCACCGCCGGCCUGGGGCUGAUCGCCUUCAUCAUCUACAAGGAGAUCCGCAGGACCAGGACUCCGCUCGAGCCGCUCUCCAGGAGCCGCGCGGCACCGCAGCCGCUGGGCCGCGCGGGUGGAGGGGCCAGCCCGCAGGAACCGCUGGAUGCGCAGGAGAUGGAGGCGCAGCAGCAGGCGCUGGCGGCGGUGGAGGCCGUGGUUCAGAGCUUGUCCCCCCAGCAGGAGCUGGAGCUCAGGAAGCAGCUGGACCAGGUCCUGGGCAGUGUGGCUUCGCUGCGCUCCGAGGUGGCAGAGCUGAGGGGGGGCCUGCAGGACAUUGCCCUGCAGAUCAUUCAGGACAUCAAGAAGGGCGUUGAGGACAAUCAGCGCAUCCGCCGGCGGCGGCAAGUCCACAGAGACCGCACCGACUCCGCCAGCUCCAGCUCCAUCUACUUCACCGCCAGCCAGGGAAUGAGCAGCACGUGUGAGGAGACCAGCGAGGGGGGGUACUCCACGGCGUACGCAGACUCCGACUUCACGGACAGAGAGGAGGCAGACAAGCAGCCCGAGUCUGAGGAAGAGGAGGACCAGAGCUGCGCGACAGUUCUCACCCUCCGCCAGGAGGACUCACCAGAGGAGGAGGACGGGGUGGAUGAGGAAGAGGAUGACGAUGAAGAGGAAAAUGAGGGAAGUCUGCAGCAGCCUAACGAGGUGCCGAGCGGAGAGCUGGCUCUCCUCCUGGCUCAGAGCGACAUCCUGCACACGGGAGACGCCAGCCUGAAGGCCGAAGGCUUCCGGCUGCUGCUGGACAACCGAGCGGAGCACGGACACAGCAGGGAGUUUCUAUGGCGACUGGCUCGAGCGUACGUGGACGUGUACUUUGCUGCUCAGGACAAACAGGAGAGGAUGAGCUAUGCACAGAAAGGUCGUGACGAAGCCGAAGCGGCUCUGAAGAGGAACGGCCUAAACGCAGAGUGUCACAAAUGGUUGGCAGUGCUGAGCAGCCUGAGCGCGGAGCACGACAGCACACACAGCAAACUGAAGAGCGGCUUCCUCCUGAAGGAGCAUCUGGACCGAGCGCUCCGCCUGCGAGACGACGACCCCGUCUGCUACUUCCUGCUAGGCCGAUGGUGCUUUGAGGUGGCGUCGCUGGACUGGUUGGAGAAGAAGGCGGCGGCUGCUCUUUAUCGGAGCGCCCCCACCUCCUCACUGCAUGAUGCACUGGAGAACUUUCUGAAGGCAGAGGAGCUCAGUCCAGGUUUUUCCAGGAUGGUGAGACUUUACAUCGCCAUGUGUCACAAAAAGCUCGGGAACAUCUCCGAGGCCACAAACUGGGCGGAGCUGGCGCUGAACACGGCCUCCAGCUGCGACGAAGCGCCGACCAACGCUGCAGAGGCGAGGAAACUGGAGGCUGAGCUGCGCGUCUUAACAGAUGGGAACAAGUGACGGUUCCUGGAAGAUCUGUUGGUGUGAAGCAUCACUGUGAAACUCUGAUUUCAGACCUGGAGUGCUCGUGUGUGUGUGUGGAGUCCUGAUUUAACUGUUUUAACUUAUUGAAUCUUUAACGUUUUUGUCUUUUUUAUCUCAGAGACCAAAAGGAGAAAAUUAUUUUGAAGGAGGUUUGAACAGAAAUACCCAUAACUCAGAGAGACUCAGCAAAGUGAACUUUGACCUGUCCUUUCUUUUUCUUGGAGUCAUUCCUUUGUUUUCGGUGAUGUGGAGUUUCCAUCCAGGGUUGUUUUUGAGGAAAUCUGGGACUAUGGAGCCAGAGAUUGAAUCGGUUCUGGAUCAGUCCCAAACUAACGAGGUUUAGGUGUGAUUGAAGGAAGCGGAGCGUGUGACCUUUGAGCAUGAAGCCUAUUUUGAGCCGGAAAAGGUCCUUUUGUCUGACCAUCACAUAAUUUAUGAAAACAAUAAAUGUUCUGUUUUGAG